This is a messenger RNA of Condylostylus longicornis, 1083 nucleotides long. It is a transcript of the gene Sirt4, whose product is annotated as NAD-dependent protein deacylase Sirt4. Gene Ontology annotation, molecular function: NAD+ binding; NAD-dependent protein lysine deacetylase activity. The transcript is spliced from 3 exons. Lineage: Eukaryota; Metazoa; Arthropoda; Insecta; Diptera; Dolichopodidae. Bases 120 to 1040 code for a protein of 306 amino acids. The record is from RefSeq and is a predicted model, not a curated record.
CAAAAUAAUCAGGUGUAAAUAGUUUCUAUUGUUUUGAAUAGGAUUAGGUACAAAUAUUUAAAAAAUUCGAAGAGCAAAAUAAAUUUUGUAACCGCCUUUUAUUCAACUAUAAUCAAAUUAUGAAAUUUUCACAUUUGUUAAAUUUAAAAAACAAUUUGCCUAAUUUAAAAUCGAUAAUGGAAUUUGUACCGCAUCAUAAACCAGUACAAGAAAACGAAAUCAAAAUGUUAGAAGAGUUUUUGAUGCCAAGACCAAACAUAUUGGUUUUAACUGGAGCUGGAAUUUCCACAGAAUCAGGAAUUCCAGAUUACAGAUCAGAAGGAGUUGGUCUUUAUGCAAGAUCAAAUCACAAACCUAUCCAACAUCCGGAUUUUGUAAAAUAUGAAUCAGUACGUCUUAGAUAUUGGACAAGGAAUUACGUUGGAUGGCCAACAUUUUCCGCUAAAGAACCAAAUUCUACGCAUCAUGCAUUAUCUCGUUUUGAACGUGAAGGUCGAAUACUGGGCAUCGUUACUCAAAAUGUGGAUCGAUUACAUGGAAAAGCUGGUUCGAAAAAUGUAAUUGAGAUUCAUGGCUGUGGUUACGAUGUUAUAUGUCUUUCAUGUGAUUAUCGUAUCGAUCGACAUGAAUUUCAAAAUAUUCUAAAUACACUGAACCCAGAGUUUCAUUUUAAGGCCCCCACAAUGAUGAGACCUGAUGGCGAUGUUGACAUACCACAAAAAGAAGUGGAUUCUUUUAAAAUACCACCUUGUCCAAAGUGCGGUGGUAAUCUUAAACCUGAAAUUGUUUUCUUUGGAGAUAAUAUACCUUUAGAAAGAGUAGAAAGAGUUUCUGAAAUGGUCUGUCAAAGCGAUGGAGUUUUAGUAUUAGGUUCGAGCUUAUUAGUUUUUUCUGGUUAUAGAAUAAUAUUGCAAGCUAAAGAUUUGCAAUUACCUGUUGCUAUCGUAAACAUUGGUGAAACAAGAGGUGAUCACUUAGCGGAUAUUAAAAUUUCUGCGAAGUGUGGUGAUAUUAUACCUAAAUUAUUCAAUUUUAUGUAGAUAUAUUCAUUGUUCAUAUUAAAUAAAAUAGUUUUAAAAAAAU